AAACUACACUCGGGGGUUUGUUUGCCACACUGACACCACUUCCUCACCAUGGGAAGGUUCAAGCAUAGUGUCGUAGGAGUUGUGGGACUCUUAGCAUGCCUAUUGCAUCAUGUAUGCCCGCUUGUUUUGAUACCGAAUAUUCCGUACAAUUUGCCCACGGCACUUUCAAGAUUGCAAUUCGCUGCAGGGACAAGCUACCCCUCCGGUGGUAAAACCUACCUUUCGACUUCUUCUGCCUCUAGCCAUGGGGGCUCAUCUUACCGACCACACGUUGUGCGACCUGCAUAUGUCGUCGGCCGAUCAAUGGUAGGAUAUCGGCAAACUCCAAACGUUUAUACCGUUAGUUCGAGAAGACCGACGAUAAGGAGUAGAAUAAGCUAUACAUCAGUUCCAACUGCGUCGACCUAUAGCCUUAUAAACCGUAGCUACCGACCCAGAAUAGUCCGACAGCCGACAACGCAUUACGUACAAACACGCAGAGGAUCAAUGAUAAACCAACGCAGGAGACCAACCAUUUCUAUUCCCACACAAGUGAGCAGACAUCGCACUACAAGCCGCCCAGUGAGGACCAGGAUUGCGACACAAACAAUAAGGAGCUCAACCGCUAGACAAACACCACGAGGUAUCCCUUCCUUCAUACCACCUUCAUCAGUUAGAGCGGCAUCGGCGGGAUCUUCCCGUGUGGGGAUUGCACCAAAGGUGCCAUACGUAAAGAAACCAUACGUUAAUGUGCCUUACGUAAAGAAACCAACGAAGAAAUCAUUAGGCCCAAGAGAUCCACUUGUCAAGAAAUAUAAAAAGAAGUCUAAGAGCAAAUCUAAAAAAUCUAGUAAGAGUAAAGCCAAACGGAAGGCCGAACUAAAAGCUAAAUUAAAAGCUUUGAGAGCAAAAAGGAAGUACAAUAAACAGAACACAGUAGGAUGAUGUGUGGAUGAUUGUAGCAUACCCGAUAUGUUCUGAUCUGAACUACAUUUCAGAGAAUUUUUCAUGAUAACCAAAUAGAUGCGACCAAAUAUGUUUAUAUACUUGCUAUCCCCGAAUACAGCGACGACGUCGAAAUAGAUGUUAGUUAGAUCUUUGUCGCAACAUGUCUCAAUCUCUAUAUCAUGUGACAGUGGAAUGGUACAGUAUAGAAGUUUGGUGUAAAGGUUUUAGAUUUAAAACGCAUUCCUUAUACAAAUAUCACAAUGCUCUUUUUUACAAUGGCUAGGGUAAGCGGGAACGUUCAUGGUAUGCCUUAUGCUUUUCAGCAAUGAUAAGCUUUUAGCAUUAUUUUCGAAAUAUUGUACAUUUAUAAACAAAGGAACAAUAAAAUUAUUUGUUGAUAAAUCAAA
Messenger RNA from Mizuhopecten yessoensis (Yesso scallop), 1334 nucleotides. RefSeq lists its product as uncharacterized. Bases 49 to 924 code for a protein of 291 amino acids. NCBI's taxonomy places the organism in Eukaryota, Metazoa, Mollusca, Bivalvia, Pectinida, Pectinidae. The transcript is spliced from 2 exons. The record is from RefSeq and is a predicted model, not a curated record.